Messenger RNA from Maniola jurtina (meadow brown), 1916 nucleotides. RefSeq names its product zinc finger protein 226-like. Gene Ontology annotation, molecular function: zinc ion binding; DNA-binding transcription factor activity, RNA polymerase II-specific; RNA polymerase II cis-regulatory region sequence-specific DNA binding. Gene Ontology annotation, biological process: regulation of DNA-templated transcription. The transcript has a single exon. The record is from RefSeq and is a predicted model, not a curated record. Gene Ontology annotation, cellular component: nucleus. The coding region runs from base 256 to 1287 and encodes 343 amino acids. NCBI's taxonomy places the organism in Eukaryota, Metazoa, Arthropoda, Insecta, Lepidoptera, Nymphalidae.
UAAAUAAAAAAAUAUUAUCAUUUUUUUAAUGUUUUUUUAGUAGAUUACUUUUUUAAAUUUUUAUCAAACUGAAACGAACGUAGUGAUUACAAUAAAGGUACUUUUUGGCUGAAACCCACUGAAACCACAUUAUUACCAUACUGAAACAUAGGUACCUAAUAAUAUUAGAAUCUUUGAACUUCACUAAAUAAUUCACUAUCUAGUACUGUACUAAUUUUAUUGUUAUUAUUAUUGGUGACAUCAUUUUACAAGAAGAUGAACAAGAAAAGAGUAAACAUUGAAGAAUACUACAAUGGUUUACACAAUAUGCCACUACCAGUGUUUAGUAAGCAUUUACAGCAUAAAACUAAAUGUAAGGCUUGCAUGCAGGAAGGUGAUAUACUGAUAACCAACAUCACGAAACCCAAUGAGAUGACUGAAGCCCUAAAUAUUUUUGGUAACAUCGAAACCGAUGACGAUGUCGAAAAUCCUAUCUAUUUGUGCUAUAUUUGUUACAAGUUUCUAAAGAGUGCUAUUUUAUUCAGAAAAGUUGUGCACCGCACAAACGAAACAUUAAGGGAAACCUUCAUGAAACAAUCACCCGACCAUCUCAACGAUUAUGACUAUUUAGGAACAUUUGAAGAUGACAAAUCACAGGAUUAUUCACCUAAAGAUUUCAAAUGCAAAAAACAGCCUAAUUUUGAAUGUAAAGAAGAGCCAAUAAUAAAGGGCAACAAAGUUGAAUGCCCCUUAUGUAAAAAACUUCUGGGAAAGUCCUACUACUAUAAUAUUCAUUUGCAACUACACAAUCCAAAUCUCCCAGACCAAUAUGUGUGUGAUAUUUGUGGAAAGUCAUUCAAGUUGAAGAAAGUUUACAGUGGACACAUGGAACGGCACGAGACCCGAUACAUUUUUAAAUGUGACUUAUGUCCUUAUGCAGGACGCUACAAAGAGAGACUCUCCAUGCAUAUGCGUGUACAUACUGGAGAGUUAAAAUACUUAUGCACACAAUGCCCUGCUAGGUAUAAUUCUAGAGGUAGGUUGAAUGAUCAUGUCAAGUUAAAGCAUACAGAGCCCGAAUUUAAAUGUGAUUCUUGUGAUAAAGCAUAUCACAAUAGUUUGAAUCUCCAGAGGCAUAUAGAAGCAUCACACUUAAAAAUUAAAAAGCAUCAAUGUGAUGUAUGUGGCGCAGCUUUUGGUUACAGACAUGACAUGUUGAAGCAUGAAAGACUUGUACACAAGAGGGCUAACUUAAGGCCUCGUUUCUUCAAAUCAGCUUACAAACGUACCAGCAACAAUAGCGAGUGAAUAUUAGUACACCAUCAUCAGUGUUGGUGAUUCAAUCCAAUUAUAGCAUGGUCUGGUCAAGAAUCUAUUUCCCCUGAAUUCUUGCCUUGGAUUUAUUCUUCCAAGUGGCAAUGCCUAUGUCAAAUAUAUCUUCAGUAAACACCGGUAGAGUGGUUGUUGCCAUCAUACCAUACCACUUCUCUGUUGGCAAACAGCUUGGCACACAAGGGGUUGCCUACAGCAGAUUUAAUUAAUUGGCACUGCCCGCAAAAAAAAAGUGUGGAUGCCCAAAACAAAUGUGACAACAUACUAUUUCAGAUGAGGCAAAAAAGAUUAGUCUCACUUGGGGUAAGUUGAAGCAUAAGGUGGCCUAUAUAUAGAUUAGCUUGGAGAAGAGUAGUGUCUGAGCCACCCCGAAAGGAUAACAAAGAUUUAGUGAGGAUGAUGACAGACAACCUUCAUUUUCUGGCUACUUCUACUAUGUUUGGAGAUGUCUAAGAAACUUAAUAUGAAUAAAUCCAUGUACUUUGAGUUGCAGUGACUAGGCGUGAUAUCGCUACAAGAGAAUAAAGAUGUGGUUCUCCUUUCUUAUAAGAGUAAAGUUUAAUGAUACAAUUCAUAGAACUAAUUGUAGUAAAUAUUCAAAACUA